Pelecanus crispus (Dalmatian pelican) is the source of this 218-nucleotide messenger RNA. Lineage: Eukaryota; Metazoa; Chordata; Aves; Pelecaniformes; Pelecanidae. The record is from RefSeq and is a predicted model, not a curated record.
CAGUUCCACCCGUGGGAGCUUCCAAAGCCUGCUCGUCGUGUGUAAGAACGGCCGAUAUCAAGGAAGCAUGUACGCAGUGUGACCAGUUCGUCUGCCAGAACUGCAGCAGGCUCUGCAGCUGCUGUAACACAGUUACCUGUUCUUUGUGCUCCACUAUUGAUUAUGGUGAUGUGGGAGAGCAAGUUCUCUGCAAUGGUUGUUCAAUAUUUCAAGUCUGA